AACAGAACUACAGCAGAGUCAGACAUGAAUGGACACUCACAAGAUAAGACAUGCUGUUGUCCAAAUGGAAUACACAACUCCUGACCGGACUAUGUAGCUCUUUAAUGGAAUACACUGGAAUGCAGGACUCCUUUGCGGAAUACAUAACUAGUAACCGGAUUACACAACAACCAAGGACAUGCAACUUGCACCAUGGACUCUGAAUCUUUGGACCACUGCAUCCAGACUGCUCUGGCCACCCUCUUCCCGCCAUUCCAGGCCACGUCUCCGACUGUUCUCGGUCAGGUCCUGAGUGUGGUGGAGAGUUGUUACCGCGGCGACGGCGUCCGCUACCUGAUCCACUUCCUGCUCCCUGCCAAGCACUUCCUGCAAAGACUUCAACAUGAUGCCUGUUCUCAGUUUGGUGGCCUGUUGUUUCGUCACGAGGGCUGGCCUCUGUGCCUCCAUGAGAAGAUAGUGGUUCAGCUCAGUCCUCUGGACCGCCACCUCCUACGCCCGGGAGACUUCUACCUGCAGCUCUCUCCUUCGGCACAAGCCGCCGCCUCCAGCCCCCGCCUGCAGGUGUGCAGCGUGUCGGACGGCGGCCAUCAUGUGGAGCGACAGGAAGUGCCGGCGCUAAGCCCGCGGUCCGUCUUCAGCAUGGACUGGCUGGACUCCGUCAACAGGGACAGGGAGCAGCGAGGGAUGCCCAGACUGGAACGCUGCCUCCUGUCCGCUCAGGGAGACGUCUUCAGGGUCCCCUGGGAGGACGUGGUCCAUCCACAGUUCAUCCACCGGCCCCGGACCGCCCCGGCCCUGGCCAGGGAGGAGUUCAGCAACCGGUCACGUGACCUCCCAGGACAGCGAGUCGAGCUACAAACGGACCAAUCAGCUGCCUCCAGUGAGGGGGAGGAGUCUGAGGGCGAGUAUGUGGAGCUUACAGAACUUCAGCUGCCUCGCUUCUCCCCACAAAAAGGUUCCUUGACACAAUCCAUCAGCCUGCAGCACCAAGCCAGACGCAGCGCACGUACACACACUACCAACACAGUCACACACUCUCCGACAAGUGAUCACACACACAAGCACAACGCCACAAGUGAUCACAAACACACUACCGACACAAACACACACUCUCCGACAAGUGAUCACACACACAAGCACAAUGCCACAAGUGAUCACAAACACACUACCGACACAGAUACACACUCUCCGACAAGUGAUCACACACACAAGCACAAUGCCACAAGUGAUCACAAACACACUACCGACACAGACACACACUCUCAUGCAAGUGAUCACACACACAAGCGCAACGCCACAAGUGAUCACAAACACACUACCGACACAAACACACACUCUCCGACAAGUGAUCACACACACAAGCACAAUGCCACAAGUGAUCACAAACACACUACCGACACAAACACACACUCUCCGAGAAAUGAUCACACACACAAGCACAAUGCCACAACUGAUCACAAACACACUACCGACACAGACACACACUCUCCGACAAGUGAUCACACACACAAACACAAUGCCACAAGUGAUCGCGUACACGCUGCCGACACAGACACACACUCUCUUGCAAGUGAUUUCACACACACUGCUAUGGUUGGUCACACAAACACACAUUCACAUACAAGUGAUCCAGCAAACACACACACUGCUGAAAGUGCUGACACAAAGACAUACACAGCUCCAAGGAGUCACAAAAACACACACUCUCCUACAAGUGAUCACACACACACCGCGGACACACACACCGUUACCGGUGGUCACACAAACACGCACAUUAAUACAAAUGAUCACACAAACACACCUUCUCCUACAAGUGAUCACACUUACACACACACUGCUACAAGUGGACGGACACACACUGCUGACACAAACAAACACAUUGCUGCAAGUGAUCACACAAACACCGCGGACACAAACAAACACAUUUCUACAAGUGAUCACGUAAACACACACACUGCUACAAGUGGACGUACACACAUCGCUGACACAAACAAACACAUUUCUACAAGUGAUCACGCAAACACACACACUGCUACAAGUGGACAUACACACAUUGCUGACACAGGCAAACACAUUGCUACAAGUGAUCACGCAAACACACACACUGCUACAAGUGGACGUAUGCACACUGCUGACACAAACAAACACAUUGCUGCAAGUGAUCACGCAAACACACACACUGCGGACACAAACAAACACAUUGCUGCAAGUGAUCACGCAAACACACACACUGCUACAAGUGACCACACUUACACAAACACUGCUACAAGUGGACGUACACACAUUGCUGACACAAACACACACAUUAAUACAAAUGAUCAGACAAAUACACCUUCUCCUACAAGUGAUCACACUUACACACACACUGCGACAAGUGGACGUACAUGCAUUGCUGACACAAACAAACACAUUGGUAAAAGUGAUCACGUAAACACACACACUGCUACAAGUGGACAGACACACAUUGCUGACACAAGCAAACACAUUGGUACAAGUGAUCACGCAAACGCACACACUGCUACAAGUGGACAUACACACACUGCUGACACAAACAAACACUUUGCUGCAAGUGAUCACACAAACACACCUUCUCCUACAAGUGAUCACACUUACACAAACACCACUACGGACGAUCACACAAACGCACACUAUUCUACAAGUGGUCACACAAACACACACACUCCUACAACUGAUCACACAAACACAGCUUCUCCUACAAGUGAUCAUACUUGCAUAAAUACACAUUAUUCUUCAGGUUCUCACACAAACACUGCUGAAAGUGGACAUAUACACAAUGCUGACACAAACAAUUGCAUUGCUAAAAGUGAUCACACAAACACACACACUGCUGCUACAAGUGAUCACUCGCACUUAUCCUCCCUGCCGGGUGUUCAAGCCUGCAGUAGAGCAAGCGUGCUCCCGCCCCUCUCCAGCUGUCAAUCACAGGAUGCGAUCCCUGGUCGCCAUCCAAACACGGGCGCUCCAACAGGAAGGCGUGGCGAGGGCAGAGAGGCGGAAGCUCAAAUGUCAGUUGAUGCUGGUAAAGAAGAGAGAGAAGAACGUUUAGUGGCUGCUGGGAAGGAGAAGGAGAAGGUCCCGGAAAGAGAGGAGAGACAAGAUGGAGAAGGAGCAGUAAUGGUGGAGCUAGAAGAGGAAGUUGAGCUUAUAAUAGUGCAGCACAAUCAAGCAAUUACACGCAAUGAAGAAGGAGAGCAGGAAGUCAAAGGAGGAGAAGGUACAGAGAGAGCGAGUGGACCAAUGUUCUCAACUGAGGAAACUCUUGAUGAACACAUAGCUGGACAGCCCAUACAUGCUGAGGACUCUUAUUCUGAAAAGCUCACAGAACACAUACACACUAAGGACUCUUGUUCUGAAAAGACGACAGAGCAAACACACGCUGAGGAAAAGAUUACUGAACCCACGCACACUGAAAAUUCUUAUUCCGAAAAGAAUAUAGCGCACAUAUACCCUAAGCACUCUUAUUGUGAAAAGCCAACAGAGCACAUAAUCACGGGGGGCUCUUAUUCUGAAAAGCUUCCGGAACCCCCCCACAACGAGGACUCUGACAGCUGUGCCGGACGCACAAAUGUCGGCGGCUCUUGUUCUGAAAUCCGUUCUUCGCCCAUCACGGAACGCGUGCCCACUGGAGACUCUUACACUGAAAAGCCUCAGCACUCUUGUUGUGAAGGGCUCCCCGUACACGCACAGAGUGAGGACUCUUAUUCGGAAGAUGCGACGGUGGCGUCGACUUUAGAGUCAAACUUGAGCACGUCCCAGGCGGUUUCCAUGACGACAACACCAGUAUCUCCCCAACCUCAGCAACACCGAGAAGAGGCGGUGGAGGGCAUUAAUGCAGGUUUUCUGUCGACUGAUUCCAGUCCAGCAAAACCUCAAGAAACAUCCGACUUGUCGGUACCGGACGAGUCAGCUGUUCCCACAUCCCACAUCAAAGUCAGCCAGACCUCAGAGUCCUCCCACUCCUCUGGAUCCUCCAGCCUGGUUGGGUUCUCUGAGAGUUCAUCCUAUUCGUGUAGAUCCUUCCAGUCUGGCUUCAGCAGGUUGCUGUUAAAGUCUGGAGUUGUUUGCUUGCCUGGAAGCAGAAGUCGGAGUGGCCGCGCUCUGGUGACAGUGUGCGCCGGGGACACGGUGUGGUCCAAACCGGAAUGUGACGGCUUUGAGUUGCUCCGCCUGCUGCGCUACUACACCACCACGCUCAGCGACGGCGUGCGAGCUUUGGGUCUGACCGUGCUGGUGGACGCCCGGAAGGCCGCGCCUGUGCCCGCCCUCUUCUCUGCCCUCAGGUCCAUGCAGGAGGACGUCCCAGGCUCUGUCCACACUGUCUUACUGCUCAUCAACAAGGACACGUCUCUGCAUGUGGACAAAGCUGCAGGUCCACAGGUAGAGGUGUUAAACUCCCUCAAGGCUCUUCAGAAGCAUGUGGACCUCCAUCAGCUUCCUGUCCAGUUUGGAGGUUCUUUCUCCUUCAGUCACAGCAGUUGGCUGACCUUCAGAUUGAGAGUGGAGCAGCUGACCAAUCAGUGUAAAAAUGUCAUCCGCCUGCUGCAGAAGAAUAUCAAUAUCAUGGAGGCCACAGCCCUCCCUGCUGCUGCUGAGGAGGCCGAGCAGCUGUUGUCCACCUACAAAGACAUGAUGUGCACCAUCCUCCAAGACAGACAACUGGUCCAGCUGCAGCAAGAGGGCGGAGCCUCAUUGUCACGCCUGCGCAGGGACGAGGCAGGCGUCGGCGUGACGAAGGACUACGUGGCGGCCGUGGACGCCGUGUCUCGUUUGUACGAGCAGGUGGACGAGCUGCUCCACCGCCUGGUGACCUUGUCCAACAGCAGGAUUCAGGAGAUGCACUUCAUUGUGGACUUCAAGGGUCUGGAGGAGGGCUUUGCUGAGGUGAGGUCGUGGGUGGAGGAAGUGGGCGAGGUGCAACUCAAGAGUCUGAGCCAAUCCGAGGACUCGCUGGACGCUCUGAACCAGAAACAGCUGGAGUUCAAAGACUUCUACUCCUCCGCAUACGAUCGCUGUAAACAAGGCCAGGUGUUGCUGAGUCGUCUGGAGCAUUGGGGCCACGUCUCCUCAGCUGACCUCCAUGUCUACGCCGAUAAAGUUCGCUCCUUCUGGGCUCAGCUUCAGGAUUUCUCCCAGCGGGUCAACGCCACCGGCCGCAACAUCGAUAAGGCUGUCCGAUUGUAUCGCUUCCUGGACCAGGCGUACGGCUGGGCCAUCAAGGGGCGCCACCGUCUGGCCGGUAUCACCGUGGACAAGAGCAUGCUGCCGGAACAAUGCCGGGCCGCGAUUGGCGCCCUGGAGGAAUACCGGCACCAGCAUCCGCCGAUCCCUGAGGCUCAAUUCCAGGAGAUGAAGGCGUUGGCGGGCGAGCUUGGCGACGAGCGAGGCGUGCGCCAGUGGAACUUUGCCUGGUCCAAGUGUCAGGAGGCCAAGUCCAUGUUCGACAGGAAGAUGGCCGAGGCGCUAUCGGCUCAAGAGUCCGCUCACAUGCGGCACUCGGACUCCGCCGACAACAUAAGUCCCACCUCUACAGAGACGGUCUCUAGUGAGACCGCCUCAAGUCCCCCCCAGGAGGACUCCAGUCCCUCCUCGGCCCCCGCCAGUCCUCAGCACACGCCCCUGCUCCAGCGUUUAUUUGGCAGCGAGGCGUCCUUCAGCAGGCCCCGCGUCAACUCCUCCGCUUGCCACACCCCCUCCUUCUCCUUCUCCAGCAGACGUCAGCUACUCAGGAAGACUCACAGUUUCGACUGUCCCGCCACCCCCGAGGCGACCCGCUACUACUGCCCCUCCCCGCGCACGCUCAGCGAGCCGGCACGCAGAGGCAACACGGGCGUCUUCAUCCGCGGUUUGGAGGUCAGCAGCACCGAGGCGUCAGACCGCACCCUCUGUCCCCGGACCCCCGCUCCGGGCUGGGGGUCCCGCAACCCAGGGACACCGGGGAGCCUCCGAGGCUCUGAAACCCAACCCGCGGGAAGUAAACUCCGCCACAUCGUGGAGGAGAUGGUGACCACCGAGCGCGAAUACGUGCGCUCUCUCCGUUACAUCAUCCAGCACUACUUCCCCGAGAUGGACCGGGCCGACCUGCCUCAGGACCUGCGGGGAAAACGCUCCGUGGUCUUCGGGAACCUGGAGAAGCUUCUGGACUUCCACAGUCAGUUCUUCCUCAAAGAGCUGGAGGCCUGUUGGAAACAUCCGCUGCGAGUGUCCCAGUGCUUCCUCAGACACCAGGAACAGUUCAGUCUGUACGCUCUGUACAGCAAAAACAAGCCAAAGUCGGACGCCCUCCUGGCCAACCACGGACUCGCCUUCUUCAAGAGGAAGCAGCUGCAGCUGGCCGACAAGAUGGACUUGUCCUCCUACUUGCUGAAGCCCAUCCAGAGGAUGAGUAAAUACGCCCUGCUGCUCACCGACCUCAUCAAGGAGGUGGGCGCCACCCAGGAGGCGGAGCUCCACUCGCUGCAGUCGGCCACCGCCAUGGUCAAGUUCCAGCUCCGCCACGGCAACGACCUGCUCGCCAUGGACGCCAUCUGCAACUGCGACGUCAACCUGAAGGAGCAAGGCCAGCUGAUCCGCCAGGACGAGUUCACCGUGUGGAGCGGGAGGAGGAAAAGCCUGCGUCGCGUCUUCCUGUUUGAGGAGCUGCUCCUCCUGAGCAAGGCCAAGAAGAUGGAGGGCGGCCUCGACGUCUUCAUCUACAAGCAGUCCUUCAAGACGGCGGACCUGGGCCUGACCGAGUCGGCGGGAGACAACGGGCUACGCUUUGAGAUCUGGUUCCGAAGGAGGACCACCAAGAACCAGGCGCUGACGCUGCAGGCCGCCGCCGCCGAGGUCAAGCACGCGUGGACCGGCGACAUCACCCGCAUCCUGUGGACGCAGGCCACCAGGAACAAAGAGGUGCGUCUGAAGGAGAUGGUGUCCAUGGGCGUUGGCAACAAACCUUUCCUGGACAUCCAGCCCAGCGCCGCCGCCAUCAGCGACCGCGCCGUGCACUACAUCACCAAGACCCGAGGAGCCAGAACGCGAGCGUCCAUCGCCGUGUCCGUCUUCGACCACUCCAACCCUUUCAAACGUGCAGCGGUGACCUCCGACCCCUCGUCGUCCAGCCUGCUGGGCUCACUCAACCUGCACGUCUUCAGGUACGAGGCGCCGGGCGGCGAGCAAGUCGCCGCGUCGUCCUCCUUCGGCAGCAGCACGUCGUCGUCGGCGACGGGCGACGCCUCUUUCGUGGCGCCGUGCGUGGAGGAAGACGAGCAGGAGACCGCCAGUCAGCCCUCCAUGACCACGGAAAGUUCCGGCUCGUCCUCUCGCUGUCUCUCAGGAUCCACCGGCUCGGACUCCGGCUGCGUCUCCUCCAACCUCCACGAGGCGCUGCACGAGGAGCCCAGCGCCGCCUCUUCUUGCUCCUCCCACAAACGCGUCGCACCUGGGUCAGCGCCCGUCAUCGGACCAGCAACCAUGGUGUGACCUGCUCACCAACUCUCCUUGACCAGAGGCGCCCCAAUCACUUCCUGUAACCACCUCUCGUUGCCGUGGCGACCACCAAUCAGCGUGCCAGCUCCCUCUGGUGGGGGAACUUUGACAGGUCCGUUUCUCUCUCCCACAAUUAAAGCUGGUCCCUGAACGCACCACUUCUGUGUUUGGGCGGCGUCGCGUGUGUUGUACAUAAUGCUGCCACUUUUCUUACUUGAAAUUUCAACAACAAAAAAAAGUUUGUUAGAAACUAA
Molecule: messenger RNA, 7742 nt
Organism: Nerophis lumbriciformis (worm pipefish)
Lineage: Eukaryota; Metazoa; Chordata; Actinopteri; Syngnathiformes; Syngnathidae
Molecular function (GO): guanyl-nucleotide exchange factor activity
Source: RefSeq, a predicted model, not a curated record